AUGAAGCCAGAAAUUCUCAUCGUGUUUGAUUUGGAGAAAUCCCAGGUGAAGUAUUGUCCGUCCGAUAUCCUGGUUUCAGAGUCUGCCGGCUUGUUUGAGACCGUGAAGGCCUCGGAGGAGUUUAAGAACCGUUUUGGGCGCGUAGUGGCCCAGCUCGACGCUGCCUUUUGGUGGAGACAAAUACACUUGGGUAUCAAAUUUGGAAUGCAGUUAGGCGGUGUUAACAUCAAAAUAGUAUAA
Messenger RNA from Sphaeroforma arctica JP610, 240 nucleotides. RefSeq lists its product as hypothetical. NCBI's taxonomy places the organism in Eukaryota, Ichthyosporea, Ichthyophonida. The record is from RefSeq and is a predicted model, not a curated record. The transcript has a single exon. Bases 1 to 240 code for a protein of 79 amino acids.